Messenger RNA from Trichobilharzia regenti, 1038 nucleotides. Lineage: Eukaryota; Metazoa; Platyhelminthes; Trematoda; Strigeidida; Schistosomatidae. The record is from the annotation of a GenBank genome assembly.
AUGAUUUAUCUGGUUUUAAUUUUUCUUACCGUUCACUGUAUUACUUCAGUCCCUACCGUAAGUGGUACUGGCGAUGAAGAGCAGGAAGAAAUUAAUAACUACAAACAUUAUUUAGAGCAGGCAGCGAAAUCACUGCACUUGGAUCCUCAAACCAUGGCUUCUCUGAAAACUCUAAUGACCGAUAGUAUCAAUGCAGCUGAUUAUAUACGAUUUUGGAAUUCGAGUUUACGCGAUUUGUCUGAUGAAACUAAACGUCGUAUAGUUGAAAAGCUUGUGGAAGUUCAUUCACAACAAAAGUCACAGUCUGAUUCUGAUAGUGAAAGUCUUGGUAGUAAAAAGAAACCCUCCAAUAUGGAAUUAGUACAAAAGGCUGUUAAUCGAUUGAGAGAACUCGAUUCUUUGCAAGAGAAGCAGUACGAAGAGCAUGUAGCUAAAGAGAAAGCUGAAAGAGUAAAACAAUUCCUUGAGCUACCUGAAGAAAAACGUGCUGAAAUGAUUAAGCAUUUCAAAGAGGAAGCUGCAAAGCACCGAAAGCGCCCAAAAGUUCAUCAACCAGGUAGCGAUGAACAGCUUAAAGAAUAUUGGGAGAAACAAGAGGGUAUGGAGAGGGAAACAUUUAAUCCUCGAACUAUGUUUUCUGAAAUUGAUUUGGAUGGAGAUGGUUAUCUUAGUGUUGAAGAAGUUGAAGCUGUACUACAACGAGAACUCGAUAAAGUUUAUGAUACGAAAGACCCAGAAUUCGAUCCAUUGGAAGAAAAAUACGAUCGUAACAAAAUGAGACAGAAGUUUAUGGAACAUUACGAUACAGAUGGAGAUUAUUUUGUUUCUCUUGAUGAGUUUACAAAGGGUUUAGAAUCAGCUGCUGUAAAAGAGGAUGAUGAGUGGAAGACGGCUCAAGACGAAGAGGAUAUGUUCGAGACUAAUGAAGCAGAAUUGAGGAGACUAGCCAGUGAAGCACAACAAAAACAACAAGCACAUGUUACUGAACCGUCACAUCCGUCGUCGUCGUCAUCAUCAACACCUACUCCAAAAGUUUAA